Messenger RNA from Chenopodium quinoa (quinoa), 5707 nucleotides. RefSeq lists its product as uncharacterized. The record is from RefSeq and is a predicted model, not a curated record. Gene Ontology annotation, molecular function: DNA-binding transcription factor activity; DNA binding. The transcript is spliced from 6 exons. NCBI's taxonomy places the organism in Eukaryota, Viridiplantae, Streptophyta, Magnoliopsida, Caryophyllales, Amaranthaceae. The coding region runs from base 4344 to 5582 and encodes 412 amino acids.
AUACUGAUAAAGAUCGACUUGAUGACUAUGUUGGAAAGAAUGAGUACAUAUAAGGUUAUAUACAUUUAUGUUGGUGCGACAGAGCAACUUAGUGAAUGUGUAAAAUCAGCCAGACAAUUGAAAGGUUCAUUGAUGGAUGGGAAGAGUCCACCUGGGCCUAUAGGGGAGAGUAGCAUUACACCAAAUGAGAAUUGUGAUGGUAAUGGUGCUCAAUUACUGCUAUACGAUGAUGAUAGAGUUUGCCUUGACAUUGAGAAGACAUGGUUAGAUGUCCAAAAUUAUUACAAUGAAAUCCUUAGGGAAAAAGAUGAGAGGAAGCCUAAGAAACUAACACCCAGGAGGGAAAAGACAAACGAUACAAUUGCAACCCCUUUUGAUAUUCCUAUUAUUUCUCAAUCACAUCUUUCUCAAAUGCACCAGUUGUUCAACAUAAUGUCAGUGCUUCACAAUCAAAGAACUCAAACACUUCAACCCUUUUUCUAAAAAAAUAUACCCAAAACCACAGCUGCCAGGAAAGGUAUUGUCAUUCAGAAAAUAGUUCCACAAAUAAUUGAUGUUGGUCUUGAUGAUUUGGAUGCAAGGGAUGAAACUGUUGAUGUAGGGGUUAGAACUGGUGAAGGUAGUGCAAUUUUUGUCAAAAAGUUAAAGAAAAAUGUUGUUGAUCCUUUAGAAAGUGAAGAUGAAGUGGGUGAUCCUUUGCAUUCAGAUGAAGGUGAAGAUAGUGAGUUAGAUGUAAAUUAGGGAUGUAUUGAUGACAAUUAUGACCCAUAUGAAGAUGAGGUUUGGCAAAAUGAUGUUGACAAUGAUGAAUCUUAUUUGAAGCAAAUGUAUAAGUAUGGUGUGUUUUACCAAGGAUGGGAAUGGGGUAACAUUGUGUUGAAGCCUUGGAUGAUAUUUAGUGACAAGGAACAUUUUAAGGGUGUUUUGAGAGACUAUUGUAUACAGUGUGGGUUUGGAAUUGUUGUUGAGAGAUCAACACCUAAAAGAUUGACUGUAAAGAUUUCCAUUGUCGUUGGAGAUUACAUAGUAGCAGACUUCCCGAUGACAAAACAUGGGCCAUCAAAAGCAUUACUAACCCAGAGCAUACAUGUAGGGUCUUGGAUAAUAAAAAUCCCAUAGUGAAUGUAGCUUGGGCAGCUGACAAAUUGAUGGAUGAUAUAAGGGCUAGUAAUGAUAUAUCUGGAAAAGCUCGGAAUGCAAUUCUAUGGCAAAGGUAUGGAGUUACAAUGGCAACAAGCACAUUGUACAAGAUGAGGGCAAUUGCAUUAAGGCAAAUAAAUGGUGGUCAUGAUGAAUCUUAUGGUUAUAUGCCAAAGUAUGCUGAGAUGGUCAAGAUGACAAACCGUAAAUCAGCAGCAUUCUGCAGUUGGAAGGUGGGACCUAAUCCCGAGAGGCCUCUUCACUUCUCAACCAUUUUCAUUUCCUUCAAAGGAACAAUUGAAGGAGUGUGUGCAGGUUGUAGAAGUCUUAUUGGAGUUGAUGGUGCUCAUCUUAAAGGCAACUAUGGUGGAGUUUUAUUUUCUGCAGUGACAAUUGAUGCCAACAAUGAGCUCUUCCCUUUUGCUUGGGCUAUAGUAAGUGGAGAAAAUGAGGAAACUUGGAAUUUUUUUUUUUUUUUUGGCACCUGAAGAACAUUUUGAAAAAAUCCAACAGGGGUGAUGAUUGGUGUAUUAUCUCUGAUAGACAAAAGGUGCAUUCUCUACUCUCAUUUACAUUAAAAUGUUUCUUACAUUAAUGUUUAUUAGUUAUUUAUUGUAUUGUGGCUUUCUUACAGGGUAUUGAUGCUGCCCUCACUGGUUUAUGGCCAGAAGCAGGGAGAAGGUAAUGUUGUAAACACUUGUCAAAGAACUGGAAAAGUGCAUUCCCUGGGCCUUUGAUGUAUUCAUUGUUCUGGAGAGUAUAUAGUGCAACUAGCCCUUUCACAUUCAAGAAAACAAUGGAAAAGUUACAAAAGACAAAUCAUUUGGCUUUAGUGUGGUUAUCCAAGCUUGGUGAUCAAUCAAGGUGGUCUAGAUACAAGUUUGAUCCAAAGAUAUGCUCUGAAGAAAAUAAGACAAACUUUGUGGAAAGUUUUAAUGCCACCUUAGGAGUUGACAGAUGCAGGCCAGUGUUAACUUUAUUAGAAGGUUCGUUUAUUGAAUCUUUGUUCAUAUACUUACAUUCUUUUGUAUCAAUUGUAAUGGUUUGUUUUCAAACAGGAAUUAGGAGGGUGUGUAUGGUAAGAAUGUCAACAAGGAGACAAAACUGUGCGAACUGGAGUGACAAUGAACCUUGCCCAAAUAUUGUCAGAAGAAUUCAAAAGCUUGUGUUGGAUUCUAGAAUGUGUAAGGCUUAUGAGAGUAGUCCAGGGGAGUAUGAAAUAAAGGAUGGAAAGUCAAUGCUACCAGUUAGCCUGAACAAAAAAACUUGCAUUUGUGGAGCAUGACAAAUUUCAGGAUUGCCUUGCAAACAUGCGAUAAGAGCAAUUUUGUAUGCUAAAGAAGACCCUUACAAGUAUUCUAGCACUUGGUACUAUGGUGCAGUGUACAAGCAAACCUAUUCUCAAAAAAUCAACUCAAUACCUGACCACGAGAAUUGGCCUGAUAUUGACAUGCGCAUCAUAUUGCCACCACCACUGAGGAGGGGAGUUGGAAGGCCAUCAAGAAAUAGGAAGAAGGAAGAUGGCAAGAAAGAAAAGGGCAAAAGAUCAACUACAAACAAAAGCAAUAAUUGCAAGGAAUUUGGCCACAACAUAAAAACGUGUAAGGGUGGAUUGACCGCAAAGGAAAAAGCAGCUCAAAAGAAAAAUGUGGAAGCGAAUAAUGAAGUUGGAACUAGUACAGAAUGUGACAGCAGGAAAAGGAACGAACAUGAAGCUGCAUCACAACCUACUCCAACAAUUAUGCAGUCACAGGAAUCACUUGGUACGGGUAGCAAAAAGAGGAAAGAACAUUCAUCUUCUUCAUAACCAGUUUGAAGAUCAAUGCAAGAAGACUAAUAUUUAGCUUUGAAGUACAAUUAGUUUAAGUAGUCUUAUUUGAAGUAGAAUAUCACAACAUAUUUUGACAUUGUUCCUUUACAUAUGAUUGUUGGUUACAUUUUUGCUGCAAAUUUUAAUUCAAUUGAAUUCAAUAGUUGAGACUUUAGAGUGUAUUGAGUUGGUUUGGGGACAGAAAAUUGUUGCAAGAGUUUUGUCAAAGGACUAGCAAGAGAUCGUAGCUAAGACGCGAGCUAUAGCUCGCAUACUUGCUCUCAAACACCGCAAGAGCAGCAGCGAGUGACCGAGACCUCGCAGGCUAGCUCGCAUACUCGCUCACAGCACCGAAAGUUUAGCAGCGAGUGAGCGAUAGCUCACAAGCUAGCUCGUAUAGUCCGCAAGCUCAACAACCUCGAGUGAUAGCUCACUGACGAACGAGCUAUAGCACGCUCGACUUGAAGCCCACAGCAGCCAAAACCCACAUCACCACCUCAAAAACCCUCUUUUUCAGAAUAAUAAGAACUUUAAUUUUCCGAAUAAAACACAAUUAUUAGGAAUUAGGAAGAUGAUAUGAAAGGCGACUUCAAUUAAAAGAAAUUAAACUCACCAUUAGAAUUCCAAAAACGAAUUGAGAAAAGGAGAAAGGUUCGUGUUGCCAAAUGUAAUCGGAGGUGAGAGGAGAGAGAGUGGUGAGGAUUUGGAGGUGCAGAUCUUGGAGGUCGUCGGUAAUGGGGAUGGAGAGGUUGAGGAGAGAGAAGAGUCGGGUUAGCUGACUUAGGUGGUGGGGCUGUGGUGUGGUGUUAGUUAAGGAGUGGGUUAAUAAUUUAAUUAAGGGGUAAGUUAGUAAUUAGGUUUUUAAUGAUGGGUUAGCCAUAAAAUAAGCCUAUGAGGUCACUUAAUGUAAUAAUCCAAACUAGGGAAACACUUUGUGGAAGAAAAAAUUUGCCAAGCCACCAUGUAGAAUUUUUGGAUCUCGAGGGCUACCAUAUAGAAUUUCCCAAUAAACAAUCAACAAUAUUCUAAUAUAAUCCGUAUUAAUAUUAAAAAAAAAAAAAAAAAAAAAAAAGUAAAAAGGGAGGUUGAGAGAGAAUGUAAGUAGAGUAAUGAUUUAAAGAGGAUCAGAAGCUCGUGAUGAGAAUUUUCCAUGUUUGCAGGUUUUCUAACAGCGCCACUUCAGCCCAACCAAAGGAAUUUCUUCUUUCUCUCUCUCUCUCUUCCUCGUGAUUUUCUUCUUCCUUUCACCUCCCAUCCUCUUAUAUAAAACAUUCUUCUAGUCAACCCUUUUUUCAUCCCCCUUUUUUUUUUUCCCUCAAAUGAAUAAUAUUAUUCUCAUCAAAUUAUAACUCCUCUCUUAAAAUAAAAAUAAAAUUAUUAGAGUAAUAGAAUUAUGGAAGUUAGUAUUAAAAAUAGUAAUAGUAAUACUAGUAAUGGAGUAAGACAGUAUGUUAGAUCCAAAGUUCCUCGCUUACGCUGGACUCCUGAGCUUCACCGCUGCUUUGUUCAUGCUAUCGAACGCCUCGGUGGCCAAGACAAGGCAACACCAAAGCUUGUUCUUCAGUUAAUGGAUGUAAGAGGGCUAACAAUUUCUCAUGUGAAAAGUCAUCUCCAGAUGUAUAGAAGCAUGAAGCUUGAUCAUACAAGACAAGGAGACAAGAGCUUCACACAGCAAAGGAAACAAGCUUUUGAGAAUCAUCAUAAUAACAUUGCAAGUACUACUAAUUAUGUUUUGGAGGAUGAAAAAGAUGAUGUGGGGUUACAUUUAUCUUCUCCAAAUAUUACUAUUAAUCAUAAUGUUAUUCAAGAUCUUCAGUCUACAAUUUCUGCUGCUUUUCCCCCUUCUAAAAGGGCAAGGAUGGAAGAUAGUUUUACAAGUAGUAUGAUGAUGAAGAGAGAGAAAAUGGAAAGCAGCCAAAGAGAGGGAGUGAGAAAAGAUCCAAAAAUGUACUGCUUGGUUGAUGAUUACAAAAGUCAGCUGGAGUCAAUUUAUAAUGAUUCAAAGGGUGAGACAAAAAGAGGAGGAAUUAUGCUAAAAGAUGACAAUAAAAAUAAAAGUAAUAAUAAUGAGGAAGAAGAAGAAUUAGAAAGUGGUGGAUUAUUGGAAGAGAGUAGUCUGAAUAUUAUCAGAUGGCAGCAGCAACAACAGCAGCAUCAGACCCAACACCCUGGUUUCUCCUCCUUACUGUCUACACUGCCUCUGCCUCCUCAGGAUCAUGUUUUCAAUUUUCAUCAUCUUCUUGCAGUCCAACCUGAUCAAUCCCACUUCUUAAAGCUGCAGGAAACAAUGGCAUAUGAACAAGUAUCAGACCAAAAUCAAGCUCAUUACUUCAACUCGGAUGCAUUCUUCUCUUCUAUGAAGCAAACCAAAGAUCAAUACAAAGAAAACGAGGACGAUGAAGAGAUAGCAAUCGAAAAAAGAGACAACGAGCAUGGGAUAUCCUUGUCUCUCUCCUUACAGAGGGUGGCCUUGCCGCCAUUGUUAAUGCAACGGAGCAGCAACGUUUCGUCGACUAAUGUUAGUGAAAUUAGUGAUCAGGCAAUUAGUUCAUACUCUUCUUCUUCUAUUGCUUGGGAUAAUCACCAACAGUCUCUUAAUCUUGAUUUAUCUAUCUCACUUUGUGGUAGCUAAUUAGAUUAGUUCAUUCCUUUUAUUCUAGGCAGGCAAUCAGGUUCUUUAAUAUAAUAGUAUUAUGCAUUUGUAAAAAAUUAAUGAAAUUUUAGUUGAUUAAAUCAAGUCAUUAACUAGUUGGAGUA